UCAGUCCAGCAGUCUCGGUGGAGGCGCCCCACCAGCGACAUGAGUCUGCUGAGGGAGCCCAAAGCGCUCACUGUAGUGACUGGGAGUGAUUAGAGAUUUUGGUGCUGGCAGGAGAGGGAGAAAAAGAUUUCGUUAUUUCGUGGUCGAAGGAUCAGGAACAGGAACUGCUUGUUGUCAGCAGUGGAGUAGUAAUCAUGCUGCUGCUUCCCUCCCAUAGUCUAGGUAAGCAGGAGGCUUCGCUGAGAAGGCUGUGUAUGAUGUCGUUUCUCGUUGUGAGUCUCGGUUUGCGAGAGGCUCAGGGUCAUGAAAUCUUCGGCAGUACUGCUAUGGAUUUCCUGAAAGGCCUCCCCGAAGUGGGACGCGCUCUGAAGAACACCCUUCAGGCGGCCCUGGCGCCUAUUUUUCAGCCUCGAGGUGCCACGGCCCAAAGCAGAGCUGGCACAGCUGGAGAUGGAUCACAUACUUAUUGCUACGGAGAAUUGGGAUGCAUCGCUAUGAGCAGGGACUUCUACCACCCCAUUCACAGGCCAAUAAACUUAGCUCCAGGGAAAAGGGAAGACGUCAGAGUUACCUUCACGAUCAAAUCAAAGGAAGAUCCCGUAGGAGUUGCUGUACCUUGGAAUGAUGUCAGGAAGGCCAAGGAGUCGUCGUUUAAGCCCAGCAGGAAAACGAAAGUUAUUAUUCACGGCUUUAUGAACGGCAGGGACAUGCCCUUCAUGGAGGAUAUGUCAAAGGCCUUCUUGAGCAAUUACGACGUCAACAUAAUAUGGAUAGACUGGACGGAUGGGUCCCUAGUCCUUUACAACAGAGCUGUAGCGAACUCGCUUCUUGUCAGUCUGGAAAUUACUCACUUUUUGAAAUGGCUCCGGGACAAUAUGGGUCUUAAUCCGGCAGAUAUUCAUCUCAUUGGUCAUUCCCUAGGGUCCCACAUAGCAGGAUAUGUAGGAGAGAAGAUUCCUGGUCUGGGUAGAAUCACGGGCCUGGAUCCUGCAGAGCCUUUCUUCCAGCACCUUCCGAGUACAGUUCGUCUGGACCCAUCUGAUGCCAAUUUUGUGGACGUCAUUCAUACUGAUUCGGACUCCAUCUUUAACAUUGGUCAAGGUUUUGGUCUGCGACAGCCAGUUGGUCACGUAGAUUUUUACCCAAAUGACGGUAAGCGGCAACCCGGAUGUGAAGCCCCGUUGGCUGUUCCGUUCAGGCGGAUGUCCAGGAAAACGAGUCUCAAAAAUGUCUGGAACGCAGUUGAGAAUAUGAUUGGCUGCAACCAUAAGAGGGCGGUGGAAUUGUUUACGGACUCAAUUAAAUCCCAGUGUCCUUACAUGGCUUUCCACUGCGACUCCUAUGAAGAUUACAUGUCGGGCAAGUGUCUUUCGUGCGGUGUCGAUGGCACUGGCUGCGCUCUUAUGGGUCUUCACGCCGAUACCUGGCGCGGAGCAGGUACAGGAAAGGAACUAGUUCAGCUUUUCACCUCGGCCGGGACUGCGCCUAAUUUCUGCAGGUACCAUUACCAGAUUGUCGUAGAACUGGGAGACUUGCCAGGUACUGAAAGGGAUAGACUGGGUAAACUCUAUACAACCUUCAUUGAUGGAGAUGGAAGGAAAAUGACGUUUGAUCUCACUUCAAAGCAUCCGAAGCAGUUUACCUCCAGGAGCCACCACAGCUUCUUCGUCGAAAACGAAGAAAACUUCGGAGACGUCAGAGAAGUUGAGGUGAAGUGGGCAAUGGAGCGUCGUGGAUCCCAGUCGACGCAGACCAGCUUGUCCCUUCAGAAACUGGCCAUUCGUAAUGUCGACACUUACCCACUCAAGGAGAGCGUCAGUCGGCAAGGCAGAAGCGAGAGCACGUUCUUCUUUUGCGAAAAAUACGGCGCCCCGGUCAUGAUCGCCGACCAAGAAACCGUGACGCUUAAAGCCUCUUCCAGUUGCUUCGGGAGUGGUUGAAGAAAAAUGUUCGUUUCCUUUGUGUAUGACUUCCAUCUCCUCCCUUUGAAACCACCUCUAUACUUACAAAACUGUGAUGUAAUUCAUAAGUGUUAUCUUAAGUACAGUUCAGCCAAGUCAAAGGACAAAAAAAAUGUAACAUGUCCAGAUGGUUAGACUAAUUAAUAUAACGAAGCCCGUUGAUUAGACUGCUUGAUUCUGUCGAAUUCAACAAUUCAGACGACUGUAUUCAAAAUGGCUGAAUUAUGCUUAAUAAUAAUUCAGUAUCGGACCCUGAGGGCAUUAUUUUUAAAACGUGAUGUUUUAUGUACAUAUCAUAGUUAUUUCACUGUCAUUAGUUUUACUACCAUUUCAUAGUUUUCAUUUCUGUCAUCACUGUAAAUAACAUCAAUGAUUAGCAGAUCUCGUACAGAUUUCCCACCCCAUCUUCCCCCUCAGGUUGAUGGAACUUUGCUGAAUGAGUCUGAAACUGUAACUAUUCUAGGUGUAACUUUUAGCUCACAUCUAACUUUUGAGAAACUUCUGAUGAAAGUUUCAGGAAAUGCCACACAAAAGUUAGGUAUUGUUCGUAAGGUAAUAUAUUUAUAAAUGAUAAAUUCAUUGCAACCUAUUUUAGGUCAUUUGUACUUCUUUCAAUACAAUGCCGUUCUCUGGUGUGGAUGUCUGCUUCUGUCAGAGAUUUAUCUCAUUUAGAGAGAGCGGUCCAUGGUGGUAGGUUUCUGUUUAGAAAUAAUAGCGUUAUAAUAGAUUCACAUCAACCGUUCAAUUGAUGUCUAGGUCAGUCCCUUACGACACUCCUGAUUGGCUGUUUAUAAGCCAAUCCCAGGGCUGGAAACCCCCAGUCUCUCUCGAGGGUUCACAUAGGCAGGAUGUAUGUUCCACGUCUUCUGAGGGAUACGUCUUUCAAAAGUAUCCCUCAGUAGAGGUGGAACGUACGUCCUUCUUAUGUGAACUCUCUCGAGAGACUGAGAGUUUCCAGCCCUGUGACUGGCUUAUCAACAGCCAAUGAUAAGCGUCGUAAGAGACUGACCUAGACAGAUGCACGGUUGAUGUGAAUCUACCAUAGGAUUAGGACCAUCGAUGGAUGAUCUCUUGUUUGUCACUUUAUUUCAAGAGAAAUCUUUCCUAUUCACAACUCCCUGAUCCCCUUUACCUUCCGAGAGCAGCCAGAUUUGUGGAAGCAGCACCAAUCAAUUUGCAGUGAAGUGUCUCGCUGUCGAACUACUCAGUCCCAGAGGUCCUUUAUUCCUCACACCAUUGGACUGUGUAUUAGUCUCACUAAGGAAGUCGUGCAGUUGGGACUUCAGAAGUUCAUGCGAAAAUGCAAUGUAUUACUACCCUAAUACUGUUCUUCUUGCAUUUUAAUCCAUUUUUAUCUACCGUAUUUAUUUAUUUAUUCAUUUAUUUAUUUCUUCUUUAAUAAGUUAGAUCUCUUCUUUCUGUAUUUCCCUUUACGUCCUCUUGCUUCUUCCUAAUUAACACCAUAUUGGAAGCUUGAAUUUCGAGUCAAUAGGCCCUGUGGGCUUGUUCCAUACAAAU
Macrobrachium nipponense is the source of this 3479-nucleotide messenger RNA. RefSeq names its product pancreatic triacylglycerol lipase-like. The coding region runs from base 195 to 1940 and encodes 581 amino acids. Gene Ontology annotation, molecular function: protein binding; lipase activity. The transcript has 11 exons. NCBI's taxonomy places the organism in Eukaryota, Metazoa, Arthropoda, Malacostraca, Decapoda, Palaemonidae. The record is from RefSeq and is a predicted model, not a curated record. Gene Ontology annotation, biological process: lipid catabolic process.